Messenger RNA from Aspergillus puulaauensis, 765 nucleotides. RefSeq lists its product as uncharacterized. The record is from RefSeq and is a predicted model, not a curated record. Bases 1 to 765 code for a protein of 254 amino acids. Lineage: Eukaryota; Fungi; Ascomycota; Eurotiomycetes; Eurotiales; Aspergillaceae. The transcript is spliced from 2 exons.
AUGACAUCGCAGGAGGAAGAUCUGGCCAUGGCCGUGCCAAUAAACACCGGCCCUUCAGAAACGCAGCAGCCCACCCCAGCAACUCCCGCCACACCCGGGACGUCAAGGGAAGCGAGCCCUGAAAGAAAACGCCGUAAUCGCUCCACUCUGAUGGCCCAGAAGUGUAAGAUCAGGGACAAUGACGCGUGUGUUGUCGCCAAGACGGUGGAAGGGACACAGGCUGCCCAUAUAUACCCUUUACUUGGUAAAACACCCCGAUCUAGAGAACACAGGUUCUUCUGGAAGCGCCUUUCGAUGUUCUGGUCCGCCGAGAGAAUUGAGAGGUGGGAAAGAGCCAUUUCUGGCGAUCAGGGUACCGAGACCCUGGGAAACUUGAUAUGUCUGGGGCCAAUGGCCAACUAUCUCUGGGGCCAAUGCCGAUUCGCGGUAAAGCCUAUUGAGCUUUCUACUGACCGGAAAUCUCUCAAAGUCCAGUUUUUCUGGAUGCCGGACGGAAAGUAUAUCAAACGCAGCCUCCAAGCGCGGCCAGUCGUGCCCGCGAACACAUAUAGGUCGGCCUGGGGUACGCUACUAGCUCAUGACGAGACAGAGCGGUUCAUCCGAUCGGGGGACGUGGUCACUUUCAGCACCCAGGAUCCAGACAAGUAUCCGCUGCCUUCCUUUGACCUCCUUGACAUGCAGUGGGCCCUGCACCGGGCUACUGCACUUAGCGGGGUGGCCGAUGCUACCGACGAGGACCUAGACCCGGAUGGUGGCCUGGGAUGA